AAGCGUAAAAACUAAAAAGAAAAAAGAAAAAAGAAAAAAGAAAGUAAACUUGAAAACCAAAAGAACUCUCUUCUUUCUUUUCUUCAUCGGAAAAUCUCUCUCGGGAGGAACAGUCAUCCAACGGCAAUGACGGAGGAGAGCGGCGCUAGGGUUUCCAAUGAUGCAUCGCAAACAAGGCAAAGAAAGAAAAGAAAGUGGGAUCAACCAGCGGAGCCAUUGGUUUCAGCUGGUUUAGCGGUGCCUGGGGCGCUCCCAUUAGGCAAUGUGGGAUUGCUUGGUGGGAUGACGCUUCCCGGUGUAAGUCCAGUGUCCGGUGCGAUGAAUCCACUUGCUGCUGGCUUUCCUACUGUACCGCAGGCGUAUCAGGUGCCUCUGAUACCGCAGCAAGCUGCAACAGUUAUCCAGAAACUAAUACAACCAAAGAUCCAAGAUGAGUUAAUAGCACGAGAAAUUGUUAUUAAUGAUGCAGAGUCUUCUAUUCGGUACAAGCUGACAAAACGCCAAACACAGGAGGAGAUCCAAAGGUGCACUGGUGCUGUGGUGAUAACAAGGGGCAAGUAUCAUCCACCAAAUGCGUCAACUGAUGGUGAAAAGGCAUUAUAUCUUCAUAUUUCUGCAGGGGCUAAUAUAAAAGAGACGACCGAACGGAUUUUAGCAGUUGAUCGUGCUGCUGCCAUGGUUGAAGAAAUGUUGAAACAGGGUCAAAAUUUACAUCCCUUGUCAUUGUUGUCUUCUUCUACCGUGAGUAAUGGACUGAAGGAACCAAGCACAUGUGUAUAUCUGGGCUUUGAUGCAGAUCCAUCAUUGAACAUUGCUGCCCGUAUACGUGGACCAAGUGACCAGUAUAUAAAUCACAUUAUGAAUGAAACAGGAGCAACUGUCUUACUCAGAGGGCGUGGUUCAGGAAAUAUUGAUUGUUUACAUGGUGAAGAAGGACAACAACCAUUGCAUCUGUUCUUGUCAAGUAAUAAUUUGAAAAGUCUCGAAGAUGCUAGGCUUUUGGCUGAACAUCUUUUGGAUACAAUCAGCGUAGAGUGUGGUGUCUCCAGGGUUUCUUCAUCUAAGGUUUAUAGUGCUAUUGCACCCCCACAGCAGGUAUAUAGUGCUGUUCCUCCACCACAUCAGUUGUCGGCUGGAGUUCAGAGUUCUGGAAAUGAGAUAAAAGCCAUUACAACUUUGGCGUCUGCAACUGUCGGUCUUACACCAGCUCCUCCGGUUUCCUCAGUUGGGACUCCUGUGACCACUACCGUUUUUACUCAAGGGACAGUAUCUCAGUCUGAAGGAUUUUCAAACUGUGUGCAAUCUCAGGCAAGCAGUGGUGGUUGUCCACAACUCCCAUCUGGUGGAACAAUCUACAGUGGAUAUGGUGGGAUAUAUCCUCAUGUCACACCUUUACAACAAGUUGCCCUGGCCCUUAGACAGUCAACAUCCCCUAUCACUUCUACAAUUGCUCCCACAACAUCAGUCCCAAGCACUGAACCAAAGUUGAAUACGAAAUUCAGCUCUGAUUCUGAGAAGGAAAAACGGCCUCCACAAAGACGGAAGUUUCAGGAGUUACCAGUUAGUUUGAAGGGUCCUGCCAAAGUUCAUCAGGAAUUGGACUUAUUAAAGCCACCUGAACUGGUGUCAGAUUUGGGUGUGAGGAAUGUAUUAACUAUGCCAGCUCCAAAGAAGUUGGUCCAGCAGGUUUCAAAUGGAAUGCCGCCACCGCCACCCAGAACCAUGCCUCCACCUCCACCAAAAUUUACAUCAUCAACACAGGUUGUUAAAGAGAUUGACAAGAACAAUGUUCUGAAAAAGACAAAAUCUGAUAAUGUACCUGAUACUUUGGUCAAGCUCAUGGAAUAUGGAGAAGAUGAUGAUGACUCUGAGGAAACUGAUGAACAGUCACCCAAUAGCAACCCUGUUGCAGUAACAGCUCGAAAGCCUUUCUGGGCUUUAUGAGUUGUCAGUUAGUGGAGAAUGGUUUCAGAUAAUACAUCAUAAUGAAUGAGCUCUUUCAACACCAUGUUUUGGGAAUGUUGACCUUUGCUGUAGUGUGUUUUUCCAGUUAGGGAUCUGUUUCGGCACUUACUGGUCACUUUUCUCUGGAGUCGUCAGCUAGUGGAAAAGCUGUGUUGUACUUGUAUCUUAUCCUGGUUCAAGUAGGUCGAGAUUAGUAGCAUAGUUGUAGUUUAAAAAGCAAUUUCUUUUUCAUUAGAUUGUGAACAUGCGUGCGGCACUGCAGAUUUGUAAAAAUGACAUAACAUGCAUAUCGGUUUCUUCCGAGUAUAUUCGCUGUGAUGUUCAGUGUAUGUCCAUUCAGAAUCAAGCAGGUUAGAUAUGACAAAUUUUUUCUGGUAUAAAUUCACCGAACAUUUCAGUCCA
Rosa rugosa (rugosa rose) is the source of this 2367-nucleotide messenger RNA. Its product is annotated as protein RIK. Lineage: Eukaryota; Viridiplantae; Streptophyta; Magnoliopsida; Rosales; Rosaceae. Bases 127 to 1944 code for a protein of 605 amino acids. The transcript is spliced from 12 exons. The record is from RefSeq and is a predicted model, not a curated record. Gene Ontology annotation, cellular component: nucleus. Gene Ontology annotation, molecular function: RNA binding.